AUGUCAGAACGAGAAAAUUUCAAAUAUAUCCCCAUAUCACCCAGUGGGAUAUACUGGCAAAAUGAUUUCAUAUCCGCAGAGCACGAACAACGUCUAAUAUCGAUAUUUCUGCACGAACUAGAAUGGCCAGUCCGCACCGGCCGCACCUCCCUCCACUAUGGCUACACAUUCGACUAUAAAACCUUCGGGAUAGAUCCCGAAAUCCCCUAUAAGGAAUUCCCAGACUGGCUACAGCCUCUUAUACCCACUACCGAAUCCCGCCCGCCGGAUCAAGUCUGUCUACAAUAUUAUCCGCCUGGCGCUGGGAUCCCGCCGCAUGCUGAUGCGCAUAGGGCCUGGGAUCAGCUGUAUGCUUUGAGCCUUGGCGCGCCGGUUAUUAUGCAGUUUCGGAAGGAUGAGGAGCGCGUUGACGUUGAUUUGGUGCCCAGGUGUAUGAUGCAGAUGGCGGGUGAUGCGCGGUUGCAUUGGACUCAUGGGAUUAAGAAGAGGAAGAAUGACAUACUGGCUGAUGGGACUGUUAGGCCCAGGGAUCAUCGGUGGAGUCUUACGUAUCGGUGGGCUAGGGAGGGGGACUGUGAAUGCGGAAAUUUGGGGCUUUGCGAUGUGGCCCAGCGACGUUUGGGCGUUGAGAAGGAGAAGAGGUCUGUUUUGGAAUUGACUACUAAGAAGGCUGUUGAGUUACAAUCUGAGGACGUCGAUUCGAUAAGCAUCACGGUAUAA
Molecule: messenger RNA, 720 nt
Organism: Penicillium taxi
Lineage: Eukaryota; Fungi; Ascomycota; Eurotiomycetes; Eurotiales; Aspergillaceae
Exons: 1
Coding region: 1-720 (239 amino acids)
Biological process (GO): oxidative demethylation
Molecular function (GO): demethylase activity; oxidoreductase activity
Source: RefSeq, a predicted model, not a curated record